Molecule: messenger RNA, 295 nt
Organism: Canariomyces notabilis
Lineage: Eukaryota; Fungi; Ascomycota; Sordariomycetes; Sordariales; Chaetomiaceae
Exons: 1
Coding region: 83-247 (54 amino acids)
Source: RefSeq, a predicted model, not a curated record
CUUGGUAAGGUAUUGGUCACUUUGCUGCGUGUUGUCUCCCGACGGAGUGGCAGUCGAGUGUAACGGCCUAACCUCACCUGGCAUGACCCUAACCCUCGUACUGCCUCCGCCGCUGACCCCGCCGACACGCCCCUCGUUCACUGCCUACACUGCCAGCCCCACCUUGACCUCGUCUGCGCAUACCUUCACAACUGCUUCGACUAGUGACGCUGACUGCUGGCUACCUAACUCAUCUUCGCUCAUCUAAAUCACAUCCUCUCGAACCCAAUCUCAUCCAUCUGACUGCUUCUUUUCU